Zingiber officinale is the source of this 3264-nucleotide messenger RNA. Its product is annotated as flagellar attachment zone protein 1-like. NCBI's taxonomy places the organism in Eukaryota, Viridiplantae, Streptophyta, Magnoliopsida, Zingiberales, Zingiberaceae. The record is from RefSeq and is a predicted model, not a curated record. The transcript has 2 exons. The coding region runs from base 189 to 3002 and encodes 937 amino acids.
UCAUAAUGCGUAUAAUAAUAUGAUGCGCUGGAGACAGAACGCUGGAGACAGCGGGAUUAACUCGCGGCUCGCGCCACUCCAACAUUCGCUUAAAUUAUACUUUAAUCCCUCUUUCUCACAGUCUCGCUCGGCGUAGCAGAGCGCUAGAGCAGGAGAGCGAUCGUAAGGCGACGAAGGGAGGCGGAAUCAUGGGAGCGUGCGCGACGAAGCCCAGGGCGGAGGCGGACGAUUCGGCGCCGGUGCCCUUGCCAGAUUCCAAGGCGGAGGACGAUGCCUUCCGGGACGAGAAGAUCAAGUCAAGAUCGGUGCUCGACGAGAAUCGCCGGAAAACCCUCGACCAUUUGUUCAAGAUUGAAGAGACGAUCAAACGCUCUGGCACUGUAGCCCAUACAAGUGUUGCAUCAGAGCCUCAUAUACCAGAACCUUUAGUAGCAAAGGAAGAAGUGGUUGAGUUGAGGGCAAUUGAGAAAACAGUAAUACUUGAGACAGAAGUACCUACUAAGGUAUCUGAUCUGGAAAUGACUGAAGCAACAAAGCAAGAAACAGAACAACCUGCUAAGAUUAUACCUGACACAAAUGAAGAACAAUCACAUGAAUCCAAAGAACAUGUUGAGGUAUUGAAACCUGAGAUGAAGAAAGUUGGGGUGCAUGAAACAGGAGAAGUGGUUGAGUUGAGGGCAAUUGAGAAAACAGUAAUACUUGAGACAGAAGUACCUACUAAGGUAUCUGAUCUGGAAAUGACUGAAGCAACAAAGCAAGAAACAGAACAACCUGCUAAGAUUAUAACUGACACAAACGAAGAACAAUCACAUGAAUCCAAAGAACAUGUUGAGGUAUUGAAACCUGAGAUGAAGAAAGUUGGGCUGCAUGAAACAGGAGAAGUGGUCGAGUUGAGGGCAAUUGAGAAAACAGUAAUACUUGAGACAGAAGUACCUACUAAGGUAUCUGAUCUUGAAAUGACUGAAGCAAAAAAGCAGGAAACAGAACAACCUGCUAAGAUUGUACCUGAAACAAACGAAGAACAAUCACAUGAAUCCAAAGAGCAUGUUGAGGCAUUGAAAUCUGAGAUGAAGAAAGUUGGGCUGCAUGAAACAGGAGAACAGCUCGAACUGAAGGAAGUUGAGUCUCAUGAAACUGGAGAACAGUUUGAAAUGAAGAAGGAACAACUUGCUAAGAUUAUACGUGAAACAAACAGAGAACAAUCACAUGAUAUCAAAGAACAUAUUGAGGUAUUCAAACCUGAGAUGGAGGAAGUUGGGCUGCAUGAAAAGGAACUUGAGUCUCAUGAAACUGGAGAACAGCUUGAAAUGAGGGAAGUUGAAUCUCAUGAAACUGGAGAACAGCUCAAAAUUAUGGAAGUUGAAUCUCAUGAAACUGGAGAACAGCUUGAAAUUAGGGAAGUUGAAUCUCAUGAAACUGGAGAACAGCUCAAAAUUAUGGAAGUUGAAUCUCAUGAAACUGGAGAACAGCCUAGUGAGAUAUGUGAUACUGAACUCAAGGAAGCAAGACCAUGUGAAACAGAAGAGCAACAUAUCGAGGCAUCUAAAUUUGCAAAGGAAGCAGAACCACAUGAAUCAGACAAACAAUCUACUGAAUUAUCUAAAGCUGCAAUCAAGGAGGCAGAACUACAUGAAACACAACAUCCUAAUGAAGUAUCUAAAGUUGACACCGAGGAAGUGAUACCACAUUCAACAGAAGAACAAUCUACUGAGGUAUCUAAAGUUGGAAAGAGUGAAGUUGAACCAUAUAACACGGGAGAACAACCUAUUGAGUUAUCUAAACCAGAAAAUAAGGUGGCGGAACCACUUGAAAAGGAAGAACGACCUAAUGCAGCAUCUAAAGUUGACACGAAGGACAGACAAUCUACUGAAUUAUCUAAAGCUGCAAUCAAGGAGGCAAAACUGCAUGAAACAGAACAACCUAAUGAAGUAUCUGAAGUUAACACCAAGGAAGGGAUACCGCAUUCAACAGAAGAACGAUCUACUGAGGUAUCUAAAUCUGGAAAGAGUGAACUUGAACCAUAUAACACAGGAGAACAACCCACUGAGUUAUCUAAACCAGAAAAUAAGGUGGUGGAACCACAUGAAAAGGAAGAAGUACAUAUUGAAGCAUCUAAAGUUGACAUGAAGGACAAACAAUCUACUGAAUUAUCUAAAGUUGCAAUCAAGGAGGCAGAACUGCAUGAAACACAGCAACCUAAUGAAGUAUCUAAAGUUGGCACCAAGGAAUUGAUACCACAUUCAACAGAAGAACGAUCUACUGAGGUAUCUAAAGCUGAAAAGAGUGAAAGUGAACCAUAUAACACAGGAGAACACCCUACCGAGUUAUCCAAACUAGAAAAUAAGGUGGUGGAACCACAUGAAAAGGAAGAACACCCUAAUGAAGCAUCUAAAUUCGACAUGAAGGAAGCAGUACCACAUGAAGCAGAAAAACAAUCUACUGAGGUAGCUAAUGCUGGAAUGAGCAAAGCCAAACCACAAGACACAGGAGAAGAGCCUACUGAGGCAUCUAAACCAGAAACUAAGGAAGCAGAACCCCAUGAAAUUAAAGGAGAAAGUACAGUGGUUGUUAAUGCCAAAACAAAGGAAGCAGAAUCAACUAAAACUGAAGAACCUACUGAUCUAGAAGAAAAACUUCCUGAGAAAUCGAAAGCCCAAAUGAAAGAAGUUUCAUGUAUGGCAGAAGAUCAACCUAGUGAGGUAUCUAAAGUUGAAGUGGAAGAAGAAUCACGUGCAACAGAAGAACCUACUGAAGUAUAUCAGGCCUAUAUAAAGGAAGCAGAACCUCAACGAAGUGUAGAGCCUUCAAUUGAAUUAUCUGAAACUAAUACUAGUGAAGCUACCAUAAAUGCUACACCACUGGAGACAUCUAUUCCUUCUGUGAUAGCAAAUUGUGAUUCAUGCAUAUCUGAUGUGGAAGCAUUGGACUCCAAAAUGAAAACCUCUACAGACACUGCUAAACUGGAGGCGCUGAAACCCACUUCCACACAAGUUGACAAAUAAAACAGUCCAGUAGUAAAUAGGUGUGUGAUUCCAUUCUUUCUCAUUAUUGCAAAGUAUUUAGAAAGAUUGUGUUGGGCAAAUCCGAUGACAUUAAUGUUCUUAGCUUUGAGUGCAUGGUUGUGUAAUGUGUCUAGCCUCUGCGUCUCAGUUCUCUGUAUUUGUUGCCACAUUUGUGCAUUCCGUGAUUGCUACUUGAUUUCAUUAUAAAUUAGUAUAAACAAGACAACAAAUAUCGGGUUUGCAUUGUAAGCCAUUCCUAUUC